GAGGGUGAGUGAAGGGUUAAAAAAGCCUGCUCUGCCUGUGAGAUUCCUCCCCCUUUGUGUGACUCAUCAAAACAGGAAGCAGGAAGUGCUCUCCUCAGCUGAACACGUCUAUCUGUCACAAGAUCUUGGUUGUGAGAGUAAAACAAGCAGCUCUAAGUGUGAGAAUGGCAGGCAGGCACUCGCUCCCCGAGGUGGACCUCUCCUGUCCAAUCUGCUGCGAUAUCUUCCGGGACCCCGUGGUCCUCAAGUGCAGCCACAGCUUCUGCGACCCCUGCCUGAAGCGGUACUGGACCCAGGGCUCUCGGAGCCGAGACUGCCCCCUGUGCAGGACCCAGAGCGUGGACGAACCCGUGGCCAGCCUCACCCUGAAGAACCUGUGCGAGGCGUACGCCCAGGAGAGCGAGGGUCUGGAGGAAACGGCGGGGGAGCUGUACUGUGACCCCGGGGAGAUGUGUCCUCUUCACGGGGAGAGGCUCAAGCUCUUCUGCGUGCCCGAUAAGCAGCCUAUCUGCGUGGUUUGCCACACCUCCAGGAAGCACAAACAGCACGACUGCUGCCCUGUCAGCGAGGCGAUCGUAGAUGUGAAGGAGAAACUGAAGACUGCCGUCAGCUCAUUGCAGGAGAAGAAGGAUGCUUUUGACAAAAUGAAGUUAAGCUAUGAGGACACCGUGGCGUACAUUCAGGUCCAGGCUCAGUUUGUGGAGAGGCGGACCCGGGAGGAGUUUGAAAAGCUCCACAGCUUCCUGGACGCCGAGGAGGAGGCCAGGAUGGAGGCGCUGAGGGAGGAGGAGGAGCAGAAGAGACGAGCGUUGAUGGAGAAGAUCGAGGAAAUUAACCGAAACAUAACGUCUGUUUCUGAAUCCAUCAGGGGUUUAGAGGAAGAGAUAGCUCUGGAGGGCAUCUCUGUCCUUCAUAAAUGCAAGAGGACAUUGGCAAGAGUUAACAGCCCAAUAGAAGAUCCAGUUAUGGAUCCCGGAGCUCUCCUAGAUGUGGCCAAAUAUCUUGGCUCUCUGAACUUCCAAGUGUGGGAGAAGAUGCAUAAAAAAGUCAAAUUCACCCCAGUGACUCUGGACCCCAACACCGCUGCCCCGUGGCUCGUCCUGUCAGACGACCUCACCAGCGUCCGUGACAGCGAUGAGAAGCAGAAGCUGCCCGACAACCCGGAGAGGUUCGACCCCGACACGGGCGUGCUGGGCAGCGAGAGCUUCGCCUCGGGCAAGCACGCCUGGGACGUCAACGUGGGGGAUAACACGGCGUGGGUCGUCGGCGUGGCUAAGGAAUCCGUCCAGAGGAAGGAGAAAGUGUCCUCGGUGCUGAAGAACGGCUACCUGUCUGUGUACUUUUACCACAAAAUGUACUUUGCAGGCACCUCUCCUUUAACGAGGCUCAACCUGAAGAGGAACCCGCAGAGGAUCAGAGUGCUGCUGGACUGUGACAAAGGCCGGGUGUGUUUCUACGACCCGCGCGACAACACGCACAUCUACACCUUCAAGCACGCCAUCACCGAGAGAGUCUUCCCGUACUUCUGGGUGGGCUGUCAGCAGUGUCCUCUGACGGUGGAGCCGCUGGAGGUUUCUGUGAAAGCUGCUGAAUAUUUCUGAAAGUACAUUUUCCCUCUUCACAACUUUUCUUCAGCACAUAAAGGGACUUUGUUGAAUUUCACAGAGUACGAGGAGAACGCUCCGAAUCCAAAAUCAGAUUGCAUAAAUUCAGCACUUUCUUUCCAGUGACCUACAACAUUUUCCAGUUUAAAACAUAAUACAUACUUUAGUUUUGUCUGUACACAAUUUGAUAUAUACAAUGACUAUAACAAGGUCCUGCUAUUUCUUUAAAAUUGUUAAUGCAAAACACAGUCUGCUAGCAAAAUGUGUGUUUUUAAAAAGUAACCGGAAGUGUGGCAACGUUUGUAACAUGAUACUGAAUGUGCAUG
This is a messenger RNA of Sebastes umbrosus (honeycomb rockfish), 1930 nucleotides long. RefSeq names its product tripartite motif-containing protein 35-like. The transcript is spliced from 7 exons. NCBI's taxonomy places the organism in Eukaryota, Metazoa, Chordata, Actinopteri, Perciformes, Sebastidae. The record is from RefSeq and is a predicted model, not a curated record. Bases 165 to 1601 code for a protein of 478 amino acids. Gene Ontology annotation, molecular function: protein binding; zinc ion binding.